AAACAAAAGGGACACGUGAACCACAAAAUCAACGCAAUUAGCAAUUCGACCCACGUAGCUUUCACUCCUCCACCAAAUUCUCCCCUCUCCACGGACCAGUGAAGGGAAAAAAAAAAAAAGAGAAAUUAUCAAAGGAGAAAGUAGAGAGAGCAGAUCUACCGGAAUUACAAUCAGAAUUCGAUCUAACGAAAAUGUUUCUGUUGGAUUGGUUUUACGGUGUGUUGGCAUCUCUUGGUUUGUGGCAGAAAGAGGCUAAGAUCUUGUUCCUUGGCCUCGAUAACGCCGGCAAAACUACGCUCCUUCACAUGCUCAAGGACGAGAGAUUAGUCCAGCAUCAGCCGACACAAUAUCCGACCUCGGAAGAGCUGAGCAUCGGACAAAUCAAGUUUAAGGCUUUCGAUUUAGGAGGCCAUCAGAUCGCUCGUAGAGUUUGGAAGGAUUAUUAUGCCAAGGUUGAUGCUGUAGUGUACCUGGUGGACGCUUAUGACAAGGAGCGUUUUGCGGAAUCCAAGAAGGAAUUAGACGCACUCCUCUCUGACGAGGCACUUGCAGAUGUCCCGUUUCUCAUAUUGGGAAACAAGAUCGACAUACCAUACGCUGCCUCGGAAGAUGAAUUGCGUUACCACCUUGGCCUGAGCGGUGUGACUACUGGCAAAGGAAAGGUCAAUCUUGCUGACUCCAACGUUCGCCCGCUCGAGGUAUUCAUGUGCAGCAUUGUUCGUAAAAUGGGCUAUGGUGACGGCUUCAAGUGGGUCUCUCAAUAUAUCAAGUAGAAGUAUCUCUUCGACACUGUGUUAAAAUGUGGACCGACAUUAUGCCCCUUUGUUGCUCGAUGAUGAAGGGAAGAAACAGCAGUAAAAGGAAUUUCAGGUUGAAUUCGGUUUGUUAGUUGUUUAAAGAUAUGUGUAUGACUUGUGAUUUGAGUUUGUAAGGUAAGUGGAAGUUUUUUAAUCAGUCUUAUGUAAAAAAGAUUAUCUGAAAAUUUGGUGGCCAACUCCAGUAUUCCUCAAUUGAACCUUUCUUUUUUCUUUUCUUUUUUUUUUUGGGUAGAAAUAAUGAUUUUGUUUCCAAUCAAUUUUCUUAUUUAGUUGUCCUAGAAUUCUUUCUUGGUAUAAUAAGCUGGCCGAUUUUUUUCGCAGC
This is a messenger RNA of Erythranthe guttata (spotted monkey flower), 1140 nucleotides long. RefSeq names its product secretion-associated RAS GTPase 2 (gene SAR2). Gene Ontology annotation, biological process: intracellular protein transport. Gene Ontology annotation, molecular function: GTP binding; GTPase activity. Lineage: Eukaryota; Viridiplantae; Streptophyta; Magnoliopsida; Lamiales; Phrymaceae. The record is from RefSeq and is a predicted model, not a curated record.